Adineta ricciae is the source of this 636-nucleotide messenger RNA. Lineage: Eukaryota; Metazoa; Rotifera; Eurotatoria; Adinetida; Adinetidae. The record is from the annotation of a GenBank genome assembly.
AUGGCGAAUUUAUGUCAAUUAUUGAUAUGUCUACCAAUGUUAAAAUAUUUACAAAUUCAAGCUCUUUUUAAUUAUCCAGAUAAACUUUAUAGAUUGAAUUUUCGAAGCACAGAAGUGCGUCAUUUGAAACAGUUCAUUUUAGGUGUUUGCGAGUUGAGUAUGCGUGAUAUGCAAACUUUAUUUAAACAUCUACGGUACUUGGAGAUCGUAUCAUUAUCUACUUCAUUGACACGCCGGUAUGUUGACAGCAAACUAUGGCAAUGUUCUAUUAAAUCAUUAUUAGCGCACCUACGGACAUUCAUUUUCAGCUUUAGCCUCAUUGUUCCUAUGUUAACAAUGUCUUUGCUAUACAAAUUGCGAAAUCGAAGGUUGCCAAAUGUCUCAUCUUUAACAAUUGGACCUAAACUUUUAAUACCAUAUCUGGAUAAUAAACAGCUAUCCGAAUGUCUGAAGAAGAAGGUCCCAAUGCUAUAUAUCUUGGGGAUACAUUAUAUUGAACAAUUGAGAUCUGGUGAAAUAAGUUUGUUAUAUUUACUAUCGAUAUUACGAGAAUGGGUGAACUUGUUAGCCGUAAAGCUUGGAAGCACCGAUGAAGAAACGUUCUCGUAUGGUUCUGAAACAAUGCAUCAACAUUGA